Besnoitia besnoiti is the source of this 849-nucleotide messenger RNA. Its product is annotated as peptidyl-prolyl isomerase. Lineage: Eukaryota; Apicomplexa; Conoidasida; Eucoccidiorida; Sarcocystidae. Bases 1 to 849 code for a protein of 282 amino acids. Gene Ontology annotation, molecular function: peptidyl-prolyl cis-trans isomerase activity. Gene Ontology annotation, biological process: protein folding; protein peptidyl-prolyl isomerization. The record is from RefSeq and is a predicted model, not a curated record. The transcript is spliced from 7 exons.
AUGCCUCGCGCGCGCCUCCCUGCGCUCUCCUCUGUCUCGCGGCCCUCGGCGGCGCCCUCUCCCUUCGCGAGCCGACAGGCGCCGCCGUCUGGUCUGGCUUCGCUUUCCGCUUCCCCCGCGGGCGCUUCGCCGUCGGAGGACGGCAGGCGUGCCUUCCUGCCGAACCCUCUCGUCCACCUCGACGUGGCGAUCGGAGGCCGAGACGCGGGGCGAAUGGUCUUUCAGUUGUUCGCAGACACGCAUCCGAUAACGGCGGAGAAUUUCAGAUGUCUUUGCACUGGCGAGACGGGGCUCGGAUACUGGAUGCGGCCGCGGUGGUUUAAGAGCACGCCUUUCCACCGAAUUAUUCCGGGCUUUAUGUGCCAGGGAGGAGACAUCCACCGCGGCGACGGCCGCGGAGGGGAGAGUAUCUACGGCCAGUUCUUUCGCGACGAGCGAUUUCUGUACAAGCACUCCAAGAGAGGCCUGCUGUCCAUGGCAAAGGCACGGAGACAGCACACAAACAACAGCCAGUUCUUCAUCACGUUUGGCGCAUGCCCGUGGCUAGAUGGCGAGCACGUUGUGUUCGGGCAGCUGCAGUCUGGCGGCGACGUGCUGGACGAGAUCGAGGCCCAGGGCACACCUGGCGGCUGGAGAAAGAGGCCCGUAGAAAUCUGGAACUGUGGCGAGUUGCUCCUCAACACGCUGCGCGAGAUCCCCUCGGAGGCGGCAGCUGCUGCUCGGCAUCGAGACAUGCUCAAGGAUCUUGUUAUUGAUGCAACCGAGCGACCAGAGAAGCUGUACGAGCCUAAAGAGCAGGUGACGCCGAUCCCCGACGACGUAUAUAUCAAGGCGCGUCGGGGUUUCUAA